AUGUCGACCCGCAGCCAUCAAGGGUGCUGGACUUGCAAGCACCGCCGGCGUCGCUGCGAUAAUGCUCGCCCGACAUGCCGGAACUGUGCAAAGCGUGGAGUGGACUGUGAGGGCUACGAGGUACGACUGCGCUGGGGCAGCGGCGUUGCGUCGCGUGGUCGAUUUACUGGUGCCGAUAAGCCCUUGGAAGAGAAUGUACCGCCGAGGCAAUUGGGAAGACGGAGAGAUUUAAGCAGAGAGAGGAAGAGGCUCGAGGCUCAAGCUCAGACCCAGAGGGAGAAUGGGUGCGAUGAUAUGUUAACUCAAAUGGAGAAUGAUGCUACUCUCACAAUAAGGCGAUCCGAGAAAGAUGAGAUUCUUUUCAAUGAAUCACCAGAGAGCAUGCUACAGCCUAGGCUUCCUGGACUGUGUGAAGAGUCCAAUGCCUUGUAUGAUAUUUGUCUUACCUUACAACUCUCUUUAUCUACCAUUCGCACACUUCAAUUCUUCGAAUACUUCGAUACUUCACUACAAGAGUUUAGAUCCGAACUAGCUCGCUCCACAACGUUGUCCGAUGGAACACUGACCGCGGGGCUUCUAUUAUGUAGCAUUGGUGUGAGUGACCUGAAGUAUUUCUAUUUCCAAACACCGAGUGAGCUUGAGCAGCUGACCUAUCCUCUACUCGCACAGCUGAUGCAAGGACUGCCGUGGACAAUGCACAUAGAAGGCAUGUAUAACAUCUUGCAAAUCCGUAGUCCAGAGCAUUCCACUGGCAUGGAAGCAGCCACUCCAUUUCGCACGCACCUCCUCGAGGUCAUGGGAGUCAUGGACAUACCUUGUUUCGCUAUAGGGCGCCAGACGUCUCCUAUUGGUAUUUGGCGCCGCUUCUGUCAGUCGACAGGACCGAGGCACGGCAUCGAGCCAGUGACUGGUUUACCGCGCUCUCUAUUGAACCUACUCGCCGGGAUUGAUACAGAUACAACGGAGCAGAGUUUCUGGGACUGGGCGGGAGAAGCGGGAACCUUUUCGCAGUGCCACCUAUGGGAAGCAUAUCGACUAGCGGGAAUUCUUACCAUCCACCAGAGAAGGAGAUCAUCGGGUAGCCCUCAGAGCCAUUCAACGAGGAGGCGGUCAGAGUUGUGUCCGGCGGACCCGAGUAUUCUCGUAGCUCGCAUUGUGGCCAAUGUGGAUGCUCUUCGCUUGGGGUGCUUGGAGCGCCCGGAGGAGAAUUAUCUGAACAAUUCCAUUAUUUUCCCGAAUUUUGUUGCCGGACUGGAAGUUGAUGUCAUGCGUCAGAAUCUGGAGUGGCAGGAAGCCAUUCGCAGAUGCUCUUCGGGAACACGUCAAGAUGAUAUGCUUCUUGAAAUUCUGCAAGAAUUAUGGCUCCUCGAUGAUUCUACACUUGAUAUAAACGACCUGGCCCGAGCAAGAGGCGUUGAAAUGGGGCUGUUGUGA
Molecule: messenger RNA, 1434 nt
Organism: Penicillium concentricum
Lineage: Eukaryota; Fungi; Ascomycota; Eurotiomycetes; Eurotiales; Aspergillaceae
Product: Zn(II)2Cys6 transcription factor
Exons: 3
Coding region: 1-1434 (477 amino acids)
Biological process (GO): positive regulation of transcription by RNA polymerase II
Cellular component (GO): nucleus
Molecular function (GO): zinc ion binding; DNA-binding transcription factor activity, RNA polymerase II-specific; transcription cis-regulatory region binding
Source: RefSeq, a predicted model, not a curated record